Lotus japonicus is the source of this 1251-nucleotide messenger RNA. RefSeq lists its product as uncharacterized. Gene Ontology annotation, biological process: endoplasmic reticulum calcium ion homeostasis. NCBI's taxonomy places the organism in Eukaryota, Viridiplantae, Streptophyta, Magnoliopsida, Fabales, Fabaceae. The transcript is spliced from 4 exons. The record is from RefSeq and is a predicted model, not a curated record. Gene Ontology annotation, cellular component: endoplasmic reticulum membrane; cytoplasm. Gene Ontology annotation, molecular function: calcium channel activity. The coding region runs from base 355 to 924 and encodes 189 amino acids.
GACCCCAAAUUAAGGACUCCAUUGGAGAUAUGCUCUAACAUUUUAACCUCCACGAACCCUAAUCAGAGAUUCAAACGAAUCAGAACUAGUUAUCACCUCACCCUCGAUCGCGUCCUGAUUCUCCCUUUGUUCGCAUCGUUUUCCCUUCCGAUUUCUCCAGAGCGAUUCGUAUCUUGCACGGGACCAGUGGAUUCAGAUCAAGGGCUGUUCCGGUUGAUUUGAUUGAUAUUCAAGGCGUUAUAUUUAAACCUAAGACUUGAAGGGAAACUGCCGUUCUUGGCCCGGCAGUUUAAACAAUUUGAUCCAGAUUCAAGUUUGCUUACUCUUUUUCUCGUAGAUUUUUCUAUACUUCCCAUGGCAUAUCCCUUCUCAGAUUUCAAGUACUCAGAUGGCCUCACUGUGGUGGGUAUAUCCUUUUGCACAGCUAUUGUUUGUGAGGCCAUCUCAUGGGUUCUUAUCUACCGUACCAAUUCGUACAAGAACCUUCGGUCCUCCAUAGACAAAGCCUCUAAGAAACUUGAGACAAUGAAGACAGACAGCCAGAAAAUUAACAUUAAGAAGUCGAAGACCAAAAAAAUUGACCGUGUUGAGACAAGCCUCAAAGAAUCAAGUCGUGACUUGUCUCUCUUCAAGUUCAAGUCUGGGGGUGUGGUAGCUCUGGUUCUCUUUGUGGUUUUUGGGCUGCUGAAUUCACUCUUUGAAGGAAAGGUAGUUGCUAAAUUGCCCUUCAAGCCUUUUGGUCUUGUUAUGAAGAUGAGUCAUCGAGGGUUGCAAGGUACUGAUCCCACUGAUUGUUCCAUGGCAUUUCUAUACUUCUUGUGUUCCAUUAGUAUCAGAACAAAUUUGCAGAAGUUCUUAGGUUUUGCACCGCCAAGGGGUGCAAGUGCUGGCCUCUUCCCCAUGCCAGACCCGAAGACCAGUUGAUUGGAUUUAGUGUUAUAUUUGAGCUGUUUACUUGUUAUUUCUAGGUUUAAGAUAAUUUUGAGCUGCAUAACCUUAAUCAACUUCAGUUAUUUGAUUUGGUUUGGUUCCCUUAAGGAUGAUUUAAUCAGGUAUUAACUUCAGUUUUUCAAUUGUGAUUUGCUUGUUUUUUUUCCUUCUUAAGUCCAAUAAAGAGCCCUUAUCUAUGUUAUUGUGGAAAAGGAAGUUCUUUCAUUUGUUCCCUCUCCAUUCCCCAUAUCCAAUAUUUUCUCACAAGAGUAGAUAAAGUUGUAAUUCUAAAUUAGUUAUAAAUGUCAUAUUUAUUAUUCA